AAACAAAUUGGUUGAUAAAUAAUUGUUUUGAGGGUAUUAUAUGGCUGAUUUAAGACAUGGGUCGGCACCAACCCGUUUAACAUAAGAGAUAGGAACAGAGAGCUAACAUAGGACAAAGAUUAAGACAGAAUGAUUCAAUAUUAAGCCCAGGUGUUAGGAGAUAUUAAGAGAUACUAGAGGACAUAAGAAUGACAUCCAGAAUUGCCUGCAGCUACAUUAUUAUUAACGGUUAGAAAACGGUUCAUUGAACCUGAUUUUAAAGGAUAAUACUGUCAUCUAGGGGACAGAAGAAGAACAGCGUGAAAUAAUUACUGGAUUCCAUUUAUGAAUGUUGUGUGAUUUUCGCAAUUAUUUGAUUGAUUGUCAAAAAGGAAGUCCAAAUGAAAUCCCAUUUGAUCACGUACAGGUCUAGGUUUCGAAUUAUAUAACUAUAUUAAUAUAUAAAUGAUUUUUGAAUUAUUGUAUCCUGACUGAUUUGCUGAUCUUUCCUUUUAGUAAUUUAUUCAGCUACACGUUUGUUUUCUGUGCAUUGUGGGUUGUUUUCAUUGGUAAUUGUGGUGUUUGUUCCUUGACCUUUUUGCGGGUCAUAUUAUCUUGACAUCAGGCACUUUCUAUUUUUAAAACUUCAACGCAACAAGUCGUCUUAAAGAGAUACUCUGUUCAGAAGUGACAGUGUUUGGGUGCCACCGGAGAGAACUCACUUACGUUGCCUUAGUAUUGUACCUAUGAGAAAAAGGAGCUAAGGGAAAUUCCUUUGUUAAAAUCAAAUUAAAUAUGAGAAGGAACCGGAGGCCCGUGGUGAGGGAGCACCAGCAUUGUGAGAGAUGCUUCCGAUUAAACUGUAAAGCACCCAUUGAGAUCUCCGUGUCCUGCGUGGUCAUCAGCUGCCGCCUGCUGUGUGGUGCCACUUUUCACAUGUGUAAGGAGGAGGAGCACCGGCUGCUAUGUCCCAAAGAGAAGGUGUCCUGCCUCAACGUGGCCUACGGCUGCCCCAUCACCAUGCUCCGAUCGCAGUUAGCCCAGCACCUGAAGGUGUGUCCUGCCAGUGUAAUUAACUGCUCCAUGGACUGGAACCGCUGGCCUAUUGCGGAUACAGACGGUGCGUUUUACAAGAAUGCCGUUAAAGAACCAUUCUCCGCUGAACAGCUAGACCUCCGCAUGGCCCUAAGAGACCAAAAGCUGGUGUGUAAUAAACUCAAAAUGAAAGCAUUUUUCCCUGAGUUGAUGGAGGACGUUGAAGAAGCUGAGGACUCCAUAGAUGGUGCAAUGGGUGAUCCUACAGAUGAUGAAGGUACCACGCAGCUUUCUGACUGCAGCAGCACAAUGUCAGACAUGCAAGAGCUCAUACAGGAGGAGUGCAUGUCACUGGCUAAGAAUACAGACGGGAUGGAUGUCAGGAGUCACAAGCUGGCAGAGAAAAUGUUCAGUAAGGAGAAGGGUGGCUGCAUGCAAGCUGGCAAAGCCAAGGCUGAUGGCCAAACACCCGCUAAUCAACAAAAAAAACAGGGAAGCCGUGGCCAUCAACAGGCUGAAGAAACAUGCCAGGACAGAAAUGAACCGGAAACAGAAACUACAGAUGCUAGCAAGAUUGGAUUUGCCCCUUGGCAUGAAGGGGUCCUGGAGAGGCUAGGAAAAGAGGUAAAUCCAAGAGAAUAUAAUAUGUAUCUUGUGCAUCAUGGACGCAUGUUAAUCCGAUUUGGCCACAUAUCUGCUUGCACCCCUAGAGAGAAAGAUUUUGUUUAUGGCAGCCUUGAACCCAUACCCGUUCAAACCCUUAGAUCCUUCAAAGUUCCCACCAGUUACAAGGAGAAACGUAUCCAUCUGAAAGAUCCUUCUGUGAGAGCAAAGUCUGAGGACAAAAGUGUGGACACGUCAGAUUUGGGAUUUUCUGAAGAAGACAUUCCAAUAAUGGAUGAACUCCAUACGACAUUAUUGUGCUCCACAGAGAAAGAACUUAGAGGUCAUAAAAUAUGCGAAACUGUGGUGACGGAUGGUCUUUUUGUGGACUUUGCUACACAAACCUAUCACUUCCAGUCUGCUCCGUUUAAACACAAUGCCUAUCUAGCAGAUAUCAUUCCUGAUCAGACUUUGAACCUCAAUGUUCAGAUUCAAACUGAUGGUGUGACCGGCAGACACAACAGAACCAACUCCGCCUUCACCUUCCUCUGCAAUCACACUUUCCGGCGCGAUGAAUUCACUUCGCAUUUCAAAAACGUGCACGUGGACAUUCAGUCCUGCCUAAACGGCUGGUUUGAGGAGCGAUGCCCCCUAGCUUACCUUGGCUGCACCUACAGUCAGAAGAGGUUUCAACCCUCUACACAAAGGGCUACCGUGUCAUACAAUGACGAGCUCAGUACCUUAUCUUUGAGGCCAGAGGUCUCCCCUUCACUCUCUCAGGGCAUGAAAGCAGUUGUACCUGAGAGGAAACAUGAACGCAAUACAGAUGUGCUUAGCCGACUGCCUUUUGAAAUCCUGCUGUACAUUGCGCGUUUCCUCGAUAGCUUCAGCUUGUCUCAGCUGGCUCUUGUUUCUCAGACGAUGCGAGAAAUGUGUGCAACUCUGCUAAAGGAGCGAGGGAUGGUUUUCCUGAAGUGGACAAAGAAGACCUACGCCCAUGGCGGAUCUCGCUGGAAGUCCAGAAAGGUAUGGCAGUUCAGCAACCUCUUCUCCACGGUGGAUAAAUGGAGUUUCGCUGAGACCCUGUCCAUGUCAGAGCAUCUAAAGCACUGCUCUUUCUACCAGACUGAGAGGAAGACUGAACCUGUGGCCCUGAUCCAUAUAUGUGACAAGAAUAUGAAGAGAUGAACAGCUGAAUCUGAUUGUGUGGUCGAGCCUUAUCGAUGUUGCUGGUAUAUAAGUAACACUGUAACCACACUUGACCCUUUUUAAAGAAUGAGGCUUUAUACUUCAAUAUUUUCUGUUCAGCCCAGGCCAACUUAAAUAAAUAUUACACACAGAUCAAAGACACACAGGUUUAAAACUUCAUAUAUUUACAGCCAGCAUAAAAAAAUUGGAAUAAAUAAGCAUAUCUGUACAAUUUCAAAUCUUUUUGAGCAACAAAAAAAUCUGACAUCUAUCUAUCUAUCUAUCUAUCUAUCUAUCUAUCUAUCUAUCUAUCUAUCUAUCUAUCCACUUAUCCUAGUCAAAGUCACAUGGGGCCCUGCAGCCAAUCACAGGCAGCACAGGGCACGUGGCUGGGCUACAUCCUGAUGAACAGGGCCUGUGUUUUAGUGAAAUAAAAAAUGAAUUCUGACAAUUCUGAAAAUAAUCUAGAAAAAACUGAAAUUUAAUCAUUUAGUGGUAACAACACUGAUUAGAAUGCCUUGAAGUCAGAUCCUAACUCAAAUGGCUUUAAAUUUUAUUGUUAUACGUCCAUCCAUAUUUCUAUAAUCUAACUGUCUGAUGACUAUUUUUCUGCCUUCAAAAAAUGUGGCAUAGAAAUUGUGCACAUGGAAUUAUACAGAAAUUAUUAGAGUUGCAACCUGAACCGUGCCUUAGACGGGAUGUGUCACACAAUCCUGUUUGCCUUAGCUCUAUUUAUAUCACCGUUUCACCCUAUUUUCAAGGUUGCGCAAACUCUGGGCGGCCAAACUAAUAGCAAUAGAAGAGCUGAUAUGUCUCAUUAACUCAGCGGUAAGGAUAUCUUUUCGCAAUCUGAUCAAACAACUUCACCCGAGUACCAUUUCGCUAUCACGCUUGCUGCUGUGUCACUUGUUAUUUUACAAAUCCUGUUAAGUAUUCUUCAAAAAUUUGAAUUUGGUUGUGUGUUGUGUGUUAUGUCUGGACAGCUUACACGAUGCAGGAGUUCAGUCAAAGCUGAAGUGAUCUGCUUAUAUUAUUGUUUUUGCACGUGAGGAUUUGCUUCCGCUUGUACGAUUCAUUUGUAACAAUCUAGCACUGACAUAUGACGUGGUUCAGCAUGGCCUUAAAUUAAAUACAAGAAAACCUGCAA
Messenger RNA from Paramormyrops kingsleyae, 3952 nucleotides. RefSeq names its product F-box only protein 40. Gene Ontology annotation, molecular function: protein binding; ubiquitin protein ligase activity; zinc ion binding. Gene Ontology annotation, cellular component: cytoplasm. NCBI's taxonomy places the organism in Eukaryota, Metazoa, Chordata, Actinopteri, Osteoglossiformes, Mormyridae. The record is from RefSeq and is a predicted model, not a curated record.